CCUAGACACCCAGGAAAUGACAGCAGUAGAUCCGAGGCAAAACAGCAACAGCAACAGCAGUGUUUACCGAGAGUCGCGGAGCGCAAGGAAGGCAAGCGUCUAAUCUCAACGAGAUAGUCUGUAUUUUAGACGCAGUGGAGCUUCCCAGCCGUUCUGUGGUUUUAACGAUGCCGCCUUUUAUAACCGAGAGACAGAUACCGAUCGCGGUGGUGUUUGGUGCCGUAGUGCUGUGUGUUAGCUUUGUUAGCCAGGGGGAAUGCCAAACAACACCACCACCAACUCCCUGCUCUGCUUACAAAAACUGUGACUCUUGUGUUCCACAUGCCAAGUGUCUGUGGUGCUUCACCACCAACAACUGCACAGAAUACCCAGUGAGCUGGUUGCUGCCUCCAGCCUCCGUGUGCCAGCUGUCCCAGGCCCGUUGGGGAGUGUGUUGGCUGAACUUUGAAGCCCUGAUCAUUGCCCUUGCUGUCCUGGGCGGAACCAUCCUCAUCAGUAUUAUUGUAUGCUGCUGCUGCUGCUGCUGCUGCAAGAAGCGGCCAUCAAGUCCUGACAGAGAUGAGGAGAUAUUUGCCAGGAGGAGAGAGGAGAUCAAACAGCGCGCCGAUGAGCGGAAAGGGGAGAGAAAGGCAAGGCACGAUGAGAUCCGCAGGAAGUAUGGUCUGAUCGGUGACUCGGACCACCCAUACAGCAAGUUUGAGAAUGAGUAAAGCAGCUGCACUGGAGGAGCUCCUCAGACAGCAUGUUGAGCUGCUCUUCAGUCGUAGCUUGGAGUGAUGCCCGUUUCUCAGUGAGACAAAUACCAGAGUUCAGAAUAAUCCAUUUCAGACAAAAAUCACCAUUUCACACUUUUCAAACAAUAACAAAGCUGGGAAGAAAAUCUGAAUUUCUUUAGCCUUCUGAUUCGUGAUGAGGAUGCAGUGUUGUGUGUUGGACGGAUGUUGAAGCUUGUUUUAAAACUUCCUGCAAAGUUCUUUCGUCUUCUUACUUUUCAUUAUGAGCAGUCUCUUUUUUAAUAUUGUAGUUUCAUAUCAGUCUUUGCACUUUGUACAUACAGUAUUGAUUUAUGAAAUACAAAAUAAUGAUUGUACCGCAGAUGUGUUCUGACAUGAAUAAAAAUCUUCUCUGUAUAA
Molecule: messenger RNA, 1133 nt
Organism: Siniperca chuatsi (mandarin fish)
Lineage: Eukaryota; Metazoa; Chordata; Actinopteri; Centrarchiformes; Sinipercidae
Product: pituitary tumor-transforming gene 1 protein-interacting protein
Exons: 7
Coding region: 168-710 (180 amino acids)
Biological process (GO): protein import into nucleus
Cellular component (GO): nucleus; cytoplasm
Source: RefSeq, a predicted model, not a curated record